AUGGAAGGCACCUUUGCUAGUGAAUCCGAUCUCCGUCAAGGCUAUCAAGGCUGCGACGGCGCAUUUAUCAACAUCGAUGGGUUCAAUUCCGGCGAGAAAACUGAGAUGUACUGGGCAAUCCGCGCUUACGAGCUCGCCCUUGAAGCAGGCAUAAAGUUCUUUGUCUACGGAAACCUGGACUACGGCUAUAAGAAGAGCGGAUACGAUCCAAAGUUCCGCUGCGGUCAUUACGACGGAAAAGGAAGGAUUGCUGAGUGGGUUCUUUACCAAAACCAAUUCAACCAUGACCGUAUGAAGGCCUCAGUUUUAACAUCUGGUCCUUAUAUCGACAUGACUAUUGCAAAUGUGACACCGAUGACGCCGACGGUGGAAGAUGGGAUUGUUACUUGGCGGGUGCCGCUUGGUUCAGGCGCCGUACCCCAUGUCUCGCUCGAGGAUUGUGGGUACUAUGCCCGAUGGCAGUUCGAUAACAUUGAUAAAGCGAAUGGGCUUGACCUUGCAGUUGCAAUUGAACAUGUUCAUUAUGAGGAUCUCGCUCGCGCCUUUAAAAACGUCACAGGCCAUCCGGCGCGCUUCAUCGAUGUGGACAUGGAUACAUACUGGGCGACAGGGCCGAUGAGCAUGGCUGCCAACUUGGGAAGUGGUUACAACUCUGAUCCCAGUGACCCUGCUUUUAUGACGGUCCGACAGAACUUUACCGGAUUUUGGAAUCUGUGGAAGCAUUCUGGUCGUAACCAGGGGAUGAUCAAGAGAGACUACAAGCUGCUUGACGAAAUCCAUCCAAACAGGAUCAGAACUGCCGAGCAGUGGUUUCGCGAGAUGAAUGCCAAGGGAAUCGAUGACGGUAGUGGUUCUUUGUGGGAAAGGAUACAGCCGGAGAAUUUGAAGCCUAUAUUGAAGAUGGGUGAAGAUGGGAUGCAAGGCCGACUCUGA
Molecule: messenger RNA, 933 nt
Organism: Penicillium mononematosum
Lineage: Eukaryota; Fungi; Ascomycota; Eurotiomycetes; Eurotiales; Aspergillaceae
Exons: 1
Coding region: 1-933 (310 amino acids)
Source: RefSeq, a predicted model, not a curated record